AUGAUGCCAGAGUGUGCGAAAAAAUAUUGCUUCUGGCAACAUUGACGCUAAAAACAGAAAAUUAUAACAAAAAAAUAGUUUAAUUUAUUUGAUACGCCAUGAACUCGGCUACCAAGGUUGGGGAGAUUUUCACGGCCGCUGGACAGGCAUUCAGUAGAUUGGGAGAUUUGACAAUGCAAUUACAUCCCAAUGCCGAAUCACCGUCUGGUAAGUGGACGGACGAAGAAAUCGACAUGUUGCACACGUCCAUAAUGCGCUUCUCGGAUGACCUUAGCAAAAUCAGUCUUAGCAUUAAGAAUCGCACAGUAUCUCAAAUACGCCAGGCUCUGAAAAAGAAGGCCUUUGAGGAUGCCGGCAUUCCCGCCAAACAGGUACCCGUGCAGCAGGUCCAGCAUGUGAUCCAAACAGUCCAGCAAUUGCCUAUAAUUCAACAGCCGCAGCAGCAACAGUCGCAGCCGCAACUACAAGCAACAACACAAAAUCAACAGCAGCAUCAAGUAUUUAAAACGCAGCCGACGCAACCGCAGAAUUCAACGAUUCAGCAUGUUCAACUGGUCACGACGCAUCCGAAGCAGAUUGUUCUGCAGCAGGCACAGGCUACAACGACAUCACCCAUCACCUACACAAUCAAUCAAUUGCAUAAAAUAACGCAACAAAAGACAGCAAUGGCUGCAGCCGCCGCCGCUGCAGCUGCUAGUAAUACUCCAACGAUUACGGAAAAUAUCAUCAUCCAGCCGCCACCACAAACCACGACCACGUCACCAACGGCAGUCACAAACAAUUCCACAUUGAGCACUGUGGUAAUAGCCGAAGAUGAUGUUGUUAGCACCACGUCCACUCCAAUCGCAAUUCCAAUACCAACCCCAGCAACCACAACCACAUCGGGUAGCUUAGCCCUUAAAUGUGGGCCAGAUGUAUCAAUGACACUCAAUCGCAUAAAUGUUCAAGAAAAUGAAGUUGAUGUCGAGGAGUGUUUGCCUGCCGAAGUAGUCAAACUGGACUUUGUUAGCGAGGAAGUAGCCGGGUGAAGUUUUCUCCCGGCUGCCAUAUCCGAUCGUGUUGAGGACUUCUAUUAUUAAAAGUUUUUAAUCAUUAAGCAGAGCAGCGUCAGAGUGAAUCACACACACACAUAACACGAAAUACCCAAAAUGUGGAAAGGCUCCACUAACAAAACGAGCAUCUUAGUUUUAAGCAUAUAUUGUUAAGUGUUGUCAUAUUUGAUAUACAAAAACUGAAAAUUAAUUUGUUGACAACUAUUUAAAGACAAAAAAAACACAACAAUCAUCAAAACCAUGAGAAAGUCUAAUUCGUAGAUAUUAAAUGUGUAUAUGCAGCACCUAGUUAUAAGUAAUCGCAAGAUCGCAAUAGUGCAAAGUACAUAAGAAUUGUAGAAGUUAAAAGUGAAAUAAAGAAGCAUUAUUUAAAUUUUA
Messenger RNA from Drosophila willistoni, 1430 nucleotides. RefSeq names its product PHD finger protein 21A. Gene Ontology annotation, cellular component: MLL1 complex; NURF complex. Bases 99 to 1028 code for a protein of 309 amino acids. The record is from RefSeq and is a predicted model, not a curated record. Lineage: Eukaryota; Metazoa; Arthropoda; Insecta; Diptera; Drosophilidae. The transcript is spliced from 4 exons.